Molecule: messenger RNA, 1074 nt
Organism: Sesamum indicum (sesame)
Lineage: Eukaryota; Viridiplantae; Streptophyta; Magnoliopsida; Lamiales; Pedaliaceae
Source: RefSeq, a predicted model, not a curated record
UGCCUUUAUGUUAGACAAACCAUCCUCUGGCAGAGGAGAAAUGAAGCUACUACAUCACCUCUUCCUGUUGCUGCUGUUUGCAGCAGCAGUGAGCACCGCUGCUCAAAAGAAUGAUCAGUAUCCGCCGUAUUCCCACUCUCCGCCACCACCUCUAACCUCGCCUCCUACUGGCAGACACCAGCCUCCUCCCACCCCUCCAAAGCAUACUCCACCACCCCAUCAUGGCCACCCGAAACCGCCCCGGCAGCAUGCUCCUCCACCACACCGCUGCCCUCCUACGCCGUCUCCCAAGUACGCCCCUCCGCCUCGGAGCUAUAUGCCACCUAGUCACCGGCACCCACCACCACAUCCCAGGCACCCACCAUCAGCUCCAAAGAAUCCCCCGCUACCUUCUCCUCCCUAUGGACAGCCCGCGCCGCCACCCCGGAGGCAAGGCCAUGCACCGCCAACUCACCGACACCCACCACCGAUUCAUAAGCGUUUGCCAAAGCGUCACAGGCAUCCCCCACCAGCUCCAAAAUAUCCACCUCCUCCUCCUUAUGGACAGCCACCGCCACCUCCUAUAUAUUCGCCACCCGCUUACUCUCCUCCGCCCCCGCCUCUGCCCGUGUACUCACCUCCCCACCGUGGCCAGCCACCACCAACCUAUGCACCUCCUCCACAGUAUGGGCAGGCGCCGCCACCUCCAACUUAUUCUUCACGUCCUCGCCAUGGACUGGCCCCACCGCGGAAACCAUCUCAUCACCCGUCGCCACCAAAACACAAGCGCCCAUCAUCACAAUACUUUGGGCCAUGGCCACCCCAACUGCCACCACCGUAUGCUUAAUGUAUCAUGACAGUACUGUGCAGGCUAUGAUCUCUUUUUGUCACUGGAAAAUGCGAAUAGUUUCAGGCCAAGCAGUAGACACCUAUAUAUAUGUAUGGUUUAGUUUACAGAUAAUAGCGGAAGUAGAAUACUGCUGCUGUUUCUGCUUUCCGUGCUGCUAGUUUGCAUUAAGUGAGUAGAUCCUGAUGUGAUUCCAAUAACUGACACAAUUAAAGAGAAAGGAAUAAUUGUGUAUCAAGUUCCGUCAA